GCCGGCUGCAGUCUGCCGAUGCCUGCACCGAUCGCGGGGAGCCGCUGAGCCGCGGCCGAGGGCGUUCCUUGUGUUGCCAGGAGUGCAACCCCUGCCGGAAAGAGCGACCUUAAGGCCAGCAAGAUGGCGGGAGCAUCUGUGAAAGUGGCGGUGCGAGUGCGUCCGUUCAACUCCCGUGAGAUGGGCCGGGAUUCCAAAUGCAUCAUCCAGAUGACAGGAAACACCACCACCAUCGUUAACCCAAAGCAGCCCAAAGAGACGCCCAAAAGCUUCAGCUUUGACUAUUCCUAUUGGUCUCACACCACGCCCGAAGACAUCAAUUAUGCAUCUCAGAAGCAAGUGUACCAGGACAUCGGGGAGGAAAUGUUGCAGCAUGCCUUCGAGGGCUAUAACGUGUGUAUCUUUGCCUAUGGGCAGACAGGUGCUGGCAAAUCCUACACCAUGAUGGGGAGGCAGGAGAAGGAUCAGCAAGGCAUCAUCCCACAGCUGUGCGAGGACCUCUUCUCCCGAAUCAACGACACCACGAAUGACAACAUGUCCUAUUCUGUGGAGGUGAGCUACAUGGAGAUAUAUUGUGAGCGUGUGCGGGACCUGCUGAAUCCCAAGAAUAAGGGGAACCUGAGGGUAAGGGAGCACCCCCUCCUGGGUCCCUAUGUAGAGGACCUCUCCAAGCUGGCUGUCACUUCCUACAAUGACAUCCAGGACCUGAUGGACUCUGGGAAUAAAGCCAGGACAGUCGCUGCCACAAACAUGAACGAAACCAGCAGCCGAUCGCACGCUGUCUUCAACAUCAUCUUCACCCAGAAACGACACGAUGCAGAAACCGACGUCACCACCGAGAAGGUCAGCAAAAUCAGCCUGGUCGACCUGGCUGGGAGUGAACGGGCCGACUCUACAGGGGCCAAGGGCACAAGGCUAAAGGAGGGAGCGAACAUCAACAAGUCUCUGACCACACUGGGGAAGGUCAUCUCUGCGCUGGCUGAAAUGGAUUCGGGGCCCAAUAAGAAUAAAAAGAAGAAAAAGACAGACUUCAUCCCGUACCGGGACUCCGUGCUGACCUGGCUCCUCCGGGAAAACCUGGGUGGUAAUUCCAGGACUGCUAUGGUUGCUGCUCUCAGCCCUGCUGAUAUCAACUACGAUGAGACCCUCAGUACUUUAAGGUAUGCUGACCGUGCCAAACAGAUCAGAUGCAACGCUGUCAUUAAUGAGGAUCCUAACAAUAAGCUGAUCAGGGAGCUGAAGGAUGAGGUGGCUCGUCUGAGAGAUCUGCUCUACGCCCAGGGUCUUGGAGACAUCAUUGACACUAACACUGCUCCAGGACGACCUAAAUACAUGACCGACUUUGAGAACAAUAAUGGUAACCGUAGCCUGGCAGAACUGAGUCAACGCCCUGACAAUCUCUCCACAGUGACCAAUGCCUUAGUGGGGAUGAGCCCGUCCUCCUCGCUGUCAGCCUUGUCCAGCCGAGCUGCCUCUGUCUCCAGCCUCCAUGAACGGAUCAUGUUUGCUCCAGGCAGUGAAGAGGCCAUUGAGAGGCUGAAGGAAACAGAGAAGAUCAUUGCUGAGCUGAAUGAGACCUGGGAAGAAAAGUUGCGGAGGACAGAAGCAAUCCGCAUGGAGAGGGAAGCUUUGCUGGCAGAAAUGGGCGUGGCCAUGAGAGAAGAUGGAGGCACCCUGGGUGUGUUCUCUCCUAAAAAGACACCUCACCUGGUCAAUCUCAAUGAGGACCCUCUGAUGUCUGAAUGCCUUCUGUACUACAUUAAGGAUGGGAUAACCAGGGUCGGCCGAGAGGACGCAGAGAGGAGGCAGGACAUCGUGCUGAGCGGACACUUCAUUAAGGAAGAGCACUGCAUUUUCCGCAGCAACACCAAGGCCGGUGGCGAAGUAGUGGUGACACUAGAACCUUGCGAAGGGGCCGACACCUACGUCAAUGGCAAAAAAGUGAUGGAACCCAGUGUCCUGCGAUCCGGAAACCGAAUCAUCAUGGGGAAGAGCCACGUGUUCCGAUUCAACCACCCUGAACAGGCUCGCCAGGAACGGGAGCGGACCCCAUGUGCAGAGACCCCCGCAGAGCCAGUGGACUGGGCCUUCGCGCAGCGAGAGCUGCUGGAGAAACAAGGCAUUGACAUGAAGCAGGAGAUGGAGCAGAGGCUUCAGGAACUAGAGGACCAAUACCGCAAAGAGAGAGAAGAGGCCAACUAUCUUCUUGAGCAGCAGAGGCUGGACUAUGAGAGUAAACUGGAGGCUUUACAGAAGCAGAUGGACUCCAGGUAUUAUCCUGAGGCCAAUGAGGAAGAGGAAGAGCCCGAAGAUGAAGUACAGUGGACUGAGCGGGAGUUUGAGCUGGCCCUCUGGGCCUUCAGGAAGUGGAAAUGGUACCAAUUCACGUCUCUCCGGGACCUUCUGUGGGGCAAUGCAAUUUUCUUAAAGGAGGCCAAUGCCAUUAGCGUGGAGCUGAAGAAGAAAGUCCAGUUCCAGUUCGUCCUCCUCACAGACACUCUUUACUCCCCUCUGCCUCCCGACCUGCUGCCCCCCAAUGCUGCCAAAGACCGAGAGAAACGGCCCUUCCCACGAACCAUUGUGGCUGUGGAGGUGCAGGACCAGAAGAAUGGAGCAACACAUUACUGGACUCUGGAGAAACUCAGACAGCGACUGGACCUGAUGCGUGAAAUGUACGACAGGGCAGCAGAAGUGCCUUCUAGCAUCCUUGAGGACUGUGACAACGUCGUGACCGGUGGAGAUCCUUUCUACGACCGCUUCCCCUGGUUCAGACUGGUUGGCAGUUCAGAUAUCUCUGGCUGCAACAGCUCUCCUCUUUUCAACACAUGCAUGAGCGAGCGCAUGGCUGAUCUCACCCCCUCCCCCACCUUCUCGAACCCCGACUCCGACAUCACCGAGCCUGCUGACGAGCAGCACGUGGGGAAGGAGGAGGAGGAGGAGGAGGAGGACCUGGAGGAAGACAUCUUUCCGGAGUACCCGCUGUAUGAUGGCCGGGAUCCAUUUUACGACCGCUCCCCCCUGUUCAGUUUAGUAGGAAGGGCAUUCGUGUAUCUCAGCAACCUGCUGUACCCAGUGCCGCUAGUGCACCGUGUUGCCAUCGUCAGCGAGAAGGGCGAGGUGAAAGGCUUCCUGCGCGUGGCAGUCCAGGCCAUCUCAGCGGAUGAAGAAGCCCCGGAUUAUGGUUCAGGAGUACGGCAGUCAGGGACAGCCAAAAUAUCCUUUGAUGAUCAGCACUUUGAGAAGUUCCAGUCUGAGGCCUGUCCCAUGGCGGGGAUGUCUCGUUCAGGGACCUCGCAGGAGGAACUGCGGAUUGUUGAAGGCCAGGGGCAGAUAACUGACAUCGGACCUUCUGCAGAUGAAGUCAACAACAACACCUGUGCAGUGACUCCAGAUGAUCUCCUCCUCGACAGUCCAGAGAAAGUUGCUCUAGAUGACCCAUUGGAAGCAGUUCUGGACCAUCUGACACUGGGCAGCAUCUUCACCUUCCGAGUGACAGUUCUGCAAGCCUCCAGCAUCUCUGCAGAAUAUGCAGAUAUCUUCUGCCAGUUUAACUUUAUCCAUCGUCACGAUGAGGCCUUUUCAACGGAGCCCUUGAAGAACACAGGACGAGGACCACCUCUAGGGUUCUAUCAUGUCCAGAAUAUUGCGGUGGAGGUGACCAAGUCAUUCAUUGAGUACAUCAAGAGCCAACCGAUUGUGUUUGAGGUGUUUGGGCAUUAUCAGCAACAUCCCUUCCCUCCUCUCUGCAAGGACGUGCUCAGCCCACUGAGACCAUCCCGACGCCACUUCCCCCGGGUCAUGCCAUUGUCCAAGCCAGUGCCAGCGACGAAGCUGAGCACCCUGGCGCGCCCCAGCGCCGGGCCCUGCCAGUGCAAAUACGAUCUGAUGGUCUUCUUUGAGAUCUGCGAGCUGGAGGCCAAUGGCGAUUACAUUCCUGCCGUCGUUGAUCACCGUGGAGGGAUGCCGUGCCUCGGAACCUUCCUGCUCCACCAGGGAAUCCAGAGGAGGAUCACCGUGACGUUAGUGCAUGAAAACAGCAGCCUUGUCCGCUGGAAAGAAGUGCGAGAGCUGGUUGUCGGUCGGAUCCGAAACACCCCAGAAGGGGACGAGUCUCUGAUUGACCCCAACAUCUUGUCUCUGAACAUCCUGUCGUCUGGAUAUGUCAACCCCUCCCAGGAUGAUCGAACGUUUUACCAGUUUGAAGCAGCGUGGGACAGCUCCAUGCAUAACUCCCUGCUGUUGAACCGAGUCACCCCUUACAGAGAGAAAAUCUUCAUUACCUUGUCUGCUUACAUUGAGAUGGAGAACUGCACCCAGCCAGCUGUGAUCACCAAAGAUUUCUGCAUGGUCUUCUACUCCAGAGAUGCCAAACUUCCAGCAUCUCGCUCCAUCCGCAAUCUCUUUGGCAGCGGGAGCCUGCGAGCCUCGGAGAGUAACCGUGUGACUGGGGUGUAUGAGCUCAGCCUUUGCCGUGUGGCUGAUGCCGGCAGUCCAGGUAUGCAGAGACGACGCAGGCGUGUGCUGGACACCUCUGUUGCAUAUGUGCGGGGUGAGGAGAACCUGGCUGGGUGGAGACCUCGAAGUGACAGCCUCAUCCUGGAUCAUCAGUGGGAACUGGAGAAACUCAGCCUCCUACAAGAGGUUGAGAAGACGAGGCAUUACCUGCUCCUACGCGAGAAACUGGAGACAACCCAAAGAUCAGGCCUGGAGUCCCUGUCCCCAUGUUCCAGUGAGGAUUCCGACUCCCACAGCACUUCCUGUGUCUCCUCUCCACUCUCAGCAGAUGGUGCCUCAGAGGGCAGGAGCUCACCCUUGGAGACCCCCAGCGAGAGGCAGAAGGAGCUUGCCGUCAAGUGCUUGCGUCUCCUCACACAUACAUUUAACAGAGAGUACAGUCACAGCCAUGUCUGUAUCAGCGCCAGCGAGAGCAAGCUGUCAGAAAUGUCCGUGACCCUGCUGAGAGACCCCUCCAUGCCAGCUCUUGGUGUCACCACCCUGACUCCCUCUUCCACCUGUCCAUCACUGCUAGAAGGACGGUAUAAUGCCACUGAGGUCAGAACCUCCCAUCUCUCUUCCAGGGCAGAAAGCCCUGAGCCAGAACCUGUAGUGGAGGGAGAACAGAAGAAAUCUCCUACACAUGGGCCUGAAGAUGAGAAAGAGACCCAGCGCUUACUGGUCCCCGAUAUUCAGGAGAUCCGGGUGAGUCCCAUUGUCUCAAAGAAAGGCUACCUGCACUUCCUCGAGCCUCACACCAAUGGCUGGGUGAAGCGCUAUGUGGUGGUGAGGCGCCCCUAUGUCUACAUCUACAACACGGACAAGGAUUCUGUGGAGAGAGCCAUCCUCAACCUCUCCUCCGCUCAGGUGGAGUACAGUGAGGACCAGCAGGCCAUGCUCAAGACCCCCAACACGUUUGCAGUAUGCACGGAGCAUCGUGGAAUCCUGCUGCAGGCAAGCAGUGACAAGGAUAUGCACGACUGGCUGUAUGCAUUUAACCCUCUGCUAGCUGGAUCCAUAAGAUCCAAGCUGUCCAGAAGGAGAACAGCCCAGAUGAGAAUCUAACCUAAAACCAUUCUCCACCUCAUCUGUCUGCCAGCAGGAUCAAGAUUGCUGGUUCUAUACAAGAGUCCCUAUCUUAACGUCAAAUCUUUCAUGCCAUCCACCACCCCAGCUGCCUGCUCCACAAAUGGAUCCAUCUUGAUUUACACCUUCACUGGGAAAAUGCAUUUCUGUUGUAUCUGCAAAAGCCUGGUACAGCCUGGUCAUGAUUUCUUGUGUGCAUGUGAUCUUCUGCCCAUCUUCUGCCUAUUGAGUGACCUUGGUGUCACAUGACCUGUAACUUUCAAAAGCGGGAGUUGUGUUUCUUAUUUUAAAGCAAGGCUUCAAUUUAAGGAGGCAGGAGCGUUUGAAAGGUCAGACAUUACAAGUCAUGAGGAAUUGCUUCCAUGUGAAGAGAAAGUGAUAGGUUUAAGUACUGAUACUUCUUAACUUAUUGACGUUUUAAAAGAAGAUAGAUUAAGUUAUGGUAGUUUGAGAUUAUAUUUAUAAAGUAUUUAUUUCUAUUUACUUCACUGCAAUCUCUACAUUGAGUUUAUCCCGUUUUAUUGCUCAUGUCUGCAUACAUAAAGCCUCCUCAAGGGAAGGCAGGGCCUUGGACGGUGGGCCAGUGGGGAAGGGGUUGUCAGGCCAUUUUGUGAUGCCAUUUUUGUCUUCUUUCUCUAUCCCAGCACUGGGAGGUCUGGAUGGAUUCAGGAGGUCAUGCUCCCACCUCUGUGCAAACACAUACACACUGACUUCAGAACUCUCACCCUCCUACCCUACCCCAUCUCCUUAGCCUUGACUCCAGAGCUCAAACCACUUUUCCUCCACGUGGUGACUGGAUAGUGCACUGUGCCCUCCCAAACGAGGCAAUCCACACAUAGCACAGCAAAGACAUGCACACGGACAAGUCACCGCACUUAUCAAAGCACUUUGUGUGUGUGUGUACAUGUGUGUAUAUCCCAUCCCCUCCAUUUUCCCAAGUGCUUGAAACCCAACAAUGUAGGGUUCAGUGACUAGACAGGUAGAAUGCAAUGAUGACAGGUUCUGGUUGGUUCUACCCUCUAUUCUGUCUGUUUUCAGGGCCCAACUUCAAAUGGGGUGAAAGGGAUGGAAAGGGGAUCUGAAGUUCUGGAAGGGCAGAUGGUUCUGCCAGUUCACUUUUGGGGUGGGGUGCUGUUUGAAUGCUCCAAAUGAGUACAAUGCAGCCUGCCUCUCAAUAUCCUCAGUCACCUUCUAAUACAGGGGUCGGCAACCUUUCAGAAGUGGUGUGCCGAGUCUUCAUUUAUUUACUCUGAUUUAAGGUUUCGCGUGCCAGUAAUACAUUUUAACGUUUUUAGAAGGCCUCUUUCUAUAAGUCUAUAAUAUAUAACUAAACUAUUGUUGUAUGUAAAGUAAAUAAGGUUUUUAAAAUGUUUAAGAAGCUUCAUUUAAAAUUAAAUUAAAAUGCAGAGCUCCCCGGACCGGUGGCCAGGACCCAGGCAAUGUGAGUGCCACUGAAAAUCAGCUCACGUGCCACCUUUGGCACCCAUGCCAUAGGUUGCCUACCCCUGUUCUAGUAAGUAUGCAGUCCAUCUAUGCUGUACUGUACUAAUCUCUGGCAUGGGCUGUACUGUACUAAUCUCUAGCUGGGAAACCUCCAAAAGGAUUAAUCAUUGUGACAGGGACUCACUGUAGAUGGGGCUCAAGAAUCCUCUCUGAUCAAACCCACCCAGCUGGGAAGUGGGGAGAGGCCAGGAGGGAUUGCAUCCUGCCAGUGAGUGUAAUACGGAGGGAGAUGACAGACCUGAGGUGUGCAUUACUGUAGACCUGCGUUGUGUUUAGCUAGCAAUAGCUUGUUCUGGGCUAUCAGGUGGCUACUACACCCAAAUGCGGGUUCAUUAGUGAAUCUUGGGAAGGUGCCCAUAUAGUUACAUCUGUGCAGAUGGUCAGAGUUAAUAAAGGGUUGUUACUGGUGGGGGUUAAAGCUAGAACAUAAAAUUAUAUUGGAGCCUAAAUUCAAAACAGUUGUCUCGAACCAGAUGGCUGAGUUUCACUGUCCUUUUCUGAAAGGGCUUUUACUUCCUUUCUCUUUCUUAUGGGAAGAAUCUGUUUGCAGCAACUGAAUGGGUAGCAGAGAGAAUGGCAUGAGGAUGGGCAAGGAUGAGAGAAAUUGAGACUUUUUACUUUUAUAUGUGAUGCCAUUUUCUUAUUCCUCUACCCCAUUUAAAACAUUAACUUCAUCCUUCUUCCCCUUGCCCCACCUCUCUAUUGGGCUUAGACUGCCUACAUAGAACAGCUAAGUUGGUGGGGGAGGCAUACCAAAGCAGAGAUAUGGCAUCAUUAAUAAUCCCUCUCCCCAUGGGAAGGACCUGGUCAUCUGGUGCUGACCUUGCUAUAAGCUUUUUAAAGUAACUUCAGCAGCAAAGAUCUUUAUUAAUUUUUAAUUACCCAGAUUGUUUAAUUAAGAUUUCCAGUUGGUUGUAUGCAUGCAACUCCAGGCAGAAACCUGGGGAGCUCCCCCUCCCUCCAUACAUCUCCCAGGACCAUCACUGGUCCAUGCUUCAUCAUCACACUUCAUGGCUGACUUUAAUUUGCACAGCACAGCUGUGCCUUGGUUCUCUUCGGCACUUUUCCAUCCUCUCUGUUGUGUUUGUUGAGUAUUGUGUGUGUGGCUCCAGGUGGAGAUGGUCUAUGCACUGUAUUUCUUCUUUCCCUUUUUCUUGUUUUGGGGAGGCUAGGGUAUGGGAUAAGGGGACAUGUGGGGAGCCCAACAAAGCCUCCAUGCAACCUCAACGGGCUUGUAGAGAUAUCACACGCACACAAAAGCUCCCAGCAAUUGCCCAUCACCAUGCUGCAGUGUGAAGAAAGAUUUCAUUCCCCAGCCUCUGCCUCCUGUCUGCACAGAGACAGUGCAUUUGUAUUGAGCCACUAUUUCGUUCAGUUCUCAUGCUGUAUGACAAGUGCUUUUUUUCCCUCUGGACCCUGAUUUGCUUUUGACCAGCUCCACGGCAUCACUCCCAUUCCCAGGGAAUUUCAUUCUAUCUCUCUGACCUGGAUAGCACUGCGGGUUCCUGUAGGGAACAGUGUCAGUGCAGGUGCCAGUGCUUGUUCCUUUCAGUGGGCUUUUCUUCUUUGUGCCAGUCCUACAUGGGCAGACGGGUUAGACAACAACUUGCUGACCAAGGUGAAGGUCUCUUGUUUUUACAGCUAUUCCUUAUGGACUUAAAAUAUUUUUUUUAAAUCCAGGACUGAAUUUUAAUAAUUAGAUUAAAUGCCUAAUGCCUGGAAUAAGCGCUUUAUACAUACAAAUAAAUCUUAUGUGUUGUUAUAUACACAGAGAGAUGCUUUGCCCUCAAUGAGAAUCUGCAAGAGAGAAACUCCAAACUAUGUCCCCAGUUCAGAAAAGUAUGUAAGCACAUGCUUAUGUCCAUCCCUAUCCAGCAGAGCAAUUAAGCAUGUGCUUAAAUCACACUGAAUGGAAUUAAGCACAUAUCUAAUGUUUAGUACAUGCCACAGUUUUUUGCUGACUGCUGAAUCAAAACCUAGAACAGUUAGAGCGCUCCUCCCCUUGUGUAUAUAUCCAUAUUAAUAAGUCUUAAGUUCUAGGGUUUUUUAAUUCUUAAUUCUUUGUUCUAUCUCCCAACUCUGCUUGACAGUAUAGGGGAGUUUUCAUAGAAAGGACUAGGGCUCAUUCUAACUGCUAAACCUCAACUCAAAGAACUGAUUGUCACCUGGUGAAAAUACAUUUCAGCAAUCUCUGCUCUAGCAGCAAAUAAAUCCUUCCACUGAGGCCCUGAUGGAAAGUCUCCCAUCAGCUUCAGUGCAUUUUGAAUCAGGCCCUUGGUAAAGACCACUUGGCUUGAGUAUUUAUUUUAACAUAAUUCAUAGUCAAAGACUUGUUGUUUAGAUGCAGUUUCUAAGACAUUUCCUGAAUGGCUGGUACAGUCCCAUCAAGAGCUAGUGUAAACCAAAGUCUUCUGGAGCCAAUCUUAGGAAACAUAUGAAAUUUUAAGCCCCUUCAUUUGGUAAAACAGGCUUAUUAAAUUUCCAUUCUCAUCCCAACUGAACUCUGGAUUUUAAGGGUAAAUCAAGGCAUUCUUGGUCUCCUGGGGUUUUUUAAUCUCCUAUUCAGUCUUCUCAGAGAUUUCCCCAGGUUAGAGCAGUCUAGAGUGGAGGUAGCUAGGUUAUAAAAGUAUAUCACCAUGCUUCCUUAUAUACAUGCCUGUAUUUGUUUUGGACUAGACACAGAAUCACAGGAGACAAUGGGAGAAAAAUGAGGAAGGGAUGCAAAUGCCAGUGUUGGGUCCUCUGGGAAACCCUGUCAGGUCAGAGAGGAAGGAUGGCUUGGGGGUAAUACUGUUAUGGGUCAUGCCUUAGGUCAGCGAUCCUGAAGAGCAUGAUCUUGAUGGUUUGGUUAUGGAGAAGACAUCUAGUUUCACUCAGUCAGUGCUGUGUGCCUGAGGCCAGCAAAUCUGCAGAGCACACUACUUUUCUGAGUUAGAGACUGAGGUCUGAUCCAAAGUCAGUGGGAGUCUUUCCAUUGACACCAGUGGGCUUGGAUCAGGCCGCAAAUAUAAAGAUCUAGAGUUGAGGAGUAAUGACUGCUUAUGGGACUUAUACUGGCUCCCAAUAAAAUAUCCAGAUAGUAGCCAUCUGCUGUUCAUGUGGAUUCUGCAAAAGGGUUAUUUUCUUUAGUACCAUCUGGGGAAUGGCUGGAGAGUCCUAAUUCUAUAUCUUCUAUAUUUGGAGAGUCCUGGAGAGUCCUCUUCUAUAUCUGAUACCCCACACCCUUCCUCACUUAGCAUCCCUGCUGUUAAGAGUCCCACCCAGAGAGAGAUGCAUUCUCAAAAAUUCAAGUAGAGGAUACAUGAACCAGCUCUUAGAGUAGCUGAGAUUAAAUUCUAUUAAUUGUUCUUUCCAUUGGAUUUGAGGAUGAAAAGGGUCUUCAAGAUUUAAACAUUAAAGAAUGGGUAAAUCUUUUAGCUUCGGUCAAAGCUGAGGCAUAGAAACUUUGUUGUGAUGGUAAGAAUGCCACAGGAAAAGACCCAUAUAGACCUUAUUAAUGAAGAAAGAAUCCAAAAUGGGUGUAUUUGGCUAAGACAUCCCCAGUAUGUUUCAAUAUGUGUAGAUGAAUUUGAAAACUAAUUGAAUUCAGUGUUAAACCACUGAGAUGUAGACUGGUCACUCAGAAUUAACAGCAGUUGCACUGUAAUAGAAUCAUAUUGUUUCCUUGGUGUAACAGAGGUCAGUGAGAUACAAUGAUGUCAUCAAAGUUAAUCAUGAGUUAACAGGAAGUUAGGAUAAGAGAUAAUUUCAUGGAACAAGUUUGUCAUGGGGAAACAGCUUUGAAAUCAAUUGACUGUCUUUGCCUGGUCUCUUGUAAUCAUGCAAGAGGCAGUCAUUUGUCUACAUUAAGUUUUUCAUAUGAGCACCCAUCCUAAAGAUCCUCAGCCAACAAUGAGGUGCUCACUCAAAAGAAAAAUACCAGCUCUUCAAAGGGCCCUCAGAGAACAGCUGGUCUGGUAACCACAGAGAAAGAUUUCCCAAAUUGACCUCAAAAGAAACAAGCAAGAAGAAGUUGAGUUUUUACAGUGGGAAAGGAGGCGGCACCUGACUGAGAACUGGAUAAGUUCACAUAAAUAUUUCCAGCUGUUGCCAAUGAUGAAGGAAACGUGCUACAGUAUGUCAUAAUCAGCAGCAGCCCAUAAGUCUAACACCUUUCUAAUAUGCUCUUACUGUCUCUCUUUCUGUCUGGUAAUCAAUGAGCUGUAUGAAGGAACUCUUCAUGAGAUUCAACUUGUUAUUAAGACCUUACUGUAAAAUGAAGGCGGUUGUGGUUAAUUUUAUUUUAGUUUGGUUGGGGUUUUUUUGUUUUGUUUUGAGGGUUUUGUUUUAUUUGUUUGUUUUUGCCUGUGCUUCCAUUAUCUAGUUUGUCCACAUGAGUUCUUCCUGUGAUGCCAUCCCCAAGUGCUGGGAGACCAUUUCUCUUGCUUUGUAUAUAUGUGAUUGCUGUGGGCACACCCUGUACUACUGUAUAAUAACAAAACUACUGAAGUCAUGAGUCUAGUUUUCUCGAUGUCUUAAACUGU
Molecule: messenger RNA, 11606 nt
Organism: Malaclemys terrapin pileata
Lineage: Eukaryota; Metazoa; Chordata; Testudines; Emydidae
Gene: KIF1A
Product: kinesin family member 1A
Exons: 49
Coding region: 124-5559 (1811 amino acids)
Biological process (GO): microtubule-based movement
Molecular function (GO): microtubule binding; microtubule motor activity; ATP binding
Source: RefSeq, a predicted model, not a curated record